Messenger RNA from Papilio polytes (common Mormon), 2205 nucleotides. RefSeq names its product peroxidase-like. The coding region runs from base 81 to 2117 and encodes 678 amino acids. The transcript has 13 exons. The record is from RefSeq and is a predicted model, not a curated record. NCBI's taxonomy places the organism in Eukaryota, Metazoa, Arthropoda, Insecta, Lepidoptera, Papilionidae. Gene Ontology annotation, biological process: response to oxidative stress. Gene Ontology annotation, molecular function: heme binding; peroxidase activity.
AGUCAACUUUGACACUACAAAUUGCGUUAAGUAUUUUAACAAGUUUUGUUUCAUUGGUGCAUAUUUUCAUUACAAGUACAAUGGUACUAUUGACCUUCCUAGUCUACAAUUUAUUAUUUGUUUGCACUGUCAGCGGAGGAUAUAUUAGCUCAAUAAAUAAUGACAUAUCCUCAUUUAUCCAGAAGUCUAAUAUUUUUGAUUUUCUAUUUCCCGGAACCAAUAAUAAUAUGCCUUCAUUUAGUACACUUGAAAAGUUAUCCGAUAUUGGAUUUAGAAAUCGGGGACAUUCAAAUAUUUUCGGAUGGAAACAACCAGAGAACACUUGCCCAAUUGGCCCUAGAUAUUGUUCCAACUCUCGAUACAGAUCUAUUGAUGGAUCUUGUAAUAAUUUGCAAAACCCGACGUGGGGUAUGGCGGAGACUCCUUACGGGCGUUUAACGAAGUACAACUAUGCUGAUGGUAUCAGCGCGAUGCCAAUUUCCUUGACUGGCAGACAAUUACCCAAUCCCCGGGAAAUUAGCGUAAGGCUUUUUCCAGACAAGCAAUUAAUUGAUCCAGUCUGGAAUUUGAACGCGCAACAAUGGGGACAGGUUGUAACGCAUGAUAUGUCUUUAACCGCUGGCGUAGCACAAUCACAUAAGGAUUUACUAACAUGUUGCGAUGAGAACGGUCAAUUAGCCCCUGAUGCUACAUUCAAUCCCUCGUGUGCUCCAAUCAUGGUCCCACCUGAUGACGUCAUCCACGCAGCUCAGGGCACGCAGUGCUUUAAUUUCGUGAGAACAGGCACCACGAGAGAUAGAGGCUGCACUCCACCAUAUGCUCCCGCUCAACAGAUAUCUAUAGUUUCUUCAUACAUGGAUUUGUCAAUGGUUUACGGCGCGAAUGAUUCGCAAGCAGACGCGCUACGGUCUUACAUCGGUGGACGACUGACGACAGUUAUCAGAGGGGGACGACAGUGGCCGCCGCAAGACUCUAAUGUAACCUUGACUUGUGAAUCUGCAUUAUCACCUAAUGAACCCUGUUACUUGACUGGUGAUAUAAGAGUGAAUCAAAAUCCACAGCUGACGAUACUGCAAAUUAUUCUUAUGCGUGAACACAAUCGUAUCGCAGAUACAUUAUCCAGACUCAAUCCAUUCUGGGACGAUGAAACUAUUUACCAAGAGGCGCGUCGCAUUCACAUCGCUGAAAUACAACACAUUAAUUAUUAUGAAUAUCUACCUAUUUUCCUCGGUUACGACAAUAUGGUGGAAAACAAAUUGAUCUACCCUGGAGCGACGGGCUACGUCAAUGAUUAUAAUCCUACCGUCAAUCCGACAGUACUAGACGAACACGCUACUGCGGCGUAUAGACAUUUCCAUACGCUGAUUCGAGGACAUUUACAAAUGAUCAGCGAGAGUCGUAAGUUGGUUGGUGCAGUACGCUUAAGCGACUGGUUCAACAGGCCCAUACUGAUUGAAGCUAAAGGCGUAUUCGACGACUUGACUAGAGGACUCACAGCUCAGCCACAAGAUUUCAGCGACCAGUUCUGGGACAGUGAAAUAACACAGUUUUUCUUCAAACGCAACAAAACAUUUGGUGAAGAUUUAAGAGCCGCUGAUAUACAACGAGGGCGCGACCACGCCUUAGGGAAUUACAUAUCUGCGCGCGCCGCCUGCAACCUGCCUACACCAAAUACAUUCGAGGAUAUGUUGGACUUCAUCUCACGAGAUAACGUGGAAAUACUCCGCAAUCUAUAUGAGAGCGCAGAAGACGUCGAGUUAGUGGUGGCAGGAUCUUUGGAGCGCAAUCUCCCGCACAUGCAGACAGGACCCACCUUCCUCUGUAUCAUAACAGAACAAUUCUAUCGCACCAGAGUCGGCGAUCGAUACUUCUAUGAAAACGGAAAAGACUCUAACAUCGCUUUUACACCAAGUCAAUUGGAAUCAAUUCGACGCGGAUCGUCAAUGGCGAGGCUACUCUGUGACAACGCUGAUAAUAUUCAAUCGAUGCAGCCGCGGGCUUUCCAGCAAAUAUCGCAUGCGAAUCAAUUGGUUCCAUGCUCUGAUUUGCCCACAAUCGACUUAUCAUUAUGGCAAGAAAAUCCUGCAACACACCGUCAAAUCAGUACGAUAUGGUAAUACAAUAGACAUACCUUUAAAAGAUUUUUAGUAUCGUCAAAUUUCCUUGUUUUUUUUUCCUAUGUAGUACUUAGAUAUAAGGCGAUAG